Cricetulus griseus (Chinese hamster) is the source of this 2917-nucleotide messenger RNA. Lineage: Eukaryota; Metazoa; Chordata; Mammalia; Rodentia; Cricetidae. The record is from RefSeq and is a predicted model, not a curated record.
GCGUUUUCUAAUGCUGUCCCGGGAUCCUUUUCUUCUGGUGUCCUCUGAUUCAUGCUUAUGUUCCUGCAUACCCUCAGAGGUCCACGGGUGUGUGUGUGUGUGUGGGGGGGUAAUCACACCAAUGACCAAAGCAGCAAAUCAGGCCAGAAACACAUUCUGGUAUAAUGUGGGUAUCGACAUAUGAGAAAACAAACACCCCACCGCCACCAGUUUUCUCUAUGGAAAGCAGGGCCAUCACUAAAGCAUUUUAAAGUAUGACAAAGUACUCAGGCCAGAAGGAUUUCCUGGACUCCAAAGUCUCUGUUGUGGCUAAAUAUUACAGCGGUGUGAAAGUAGAUGAUGAAAUACACUGAGUGUAGUAAAGUGCUUACAUUGAAUCCUCCAGUCUUUCAUGCUGUUGUGUGUGAACAUAUGAUCUAUUUUUCAUGUAAAUUUGCAUCCCUAAAACGAAACAAUGUGUCAGUAAUGUUUUCUGCUCUUUCCUACUCCAGUUGAAUGAUGACAUAAGGAGUGACUCCAAAUUUACAUACACUGGGACUGAAAUGCGCACAGGUGCAGAAAAGAUGGAUACCAUCAGAAUUGUUCAUAUCCAUUCUGUCAUCAUCUUGCGACGUUCUGACAAGAGAAAGGACCGUGUAGAAAUUUCUCCAGAGCAGCUGUCUGCAGCCUCAACAGAGGCAGAAAGGUUGGCUGAACUAACAGGCCGUCCCAUGAGAGUUGUUGGCUGGUAUCAUUCCCACCCUCAUAUAACCGUUUGGCCUUCCCAUGUUGAUGUUCGUACACAAGCUAUGUACCAAAUGAUGGAUCAAGGCUUUGUAGGACUUAUUUUUUCCUGUUUCAUAGAAGACAAGAACACAAAGACUGGUCGGGUACUCUAUACUUGCUUCCAAUCCAUACAAGCCCAAAAAAGCUCAGAGUAUGAGAGAAUUGAAAUUCCAAUCCAUAUUGUACCUCAUAUCACUAUUGGGAAAGUAUGCCUUGAAUCAGCAGUAGAGCUGCCAAAGAUCCUGUGUCAGGAAGAACAGGAUGCAUAUAGAAGGAUUCACAGCCUUACACAUCUGGACUCAGUAACCAAGAUCCAUAAUGGCUCGGUGUUUACUAAGAAUUUAUGCAGUCAGAUGUCAGCAGUCAGUGGGCCUCUACUUCUGUAGUUUGAGGACAGAUUAGAACAAAACCAGCAGCAUUUGCAGGAGUUGCAACAAGAAAAGGAAGAGCUUAUGGAGGAGCUGUCUUCCCUGGAGUAAAGCAAGAGGACAAAAAUGUGGGCAGAUGAAAAUACCGGGCAUACAAUUUAUUAAACUAAAUCAAUUUUGAAAAAAAGUUGGAGGACCCACAUUAUAUAACUUCAAGACUUACUAUAAAGCUGCAGUAACCAAGAUACUAUGAUAUUUGCAGAAGAAUAGAAGUAUAAAUCAAUGGAACAGGAAAGAAAAUUCAGAAAUAAACACAAUAGUAUGCUUAGCUAAUUUUGAAAAAGUACAAGGUGACCAAUAAGAAAGGACAGUCAUGCCAGGUGUUGGUGGUGCAUGCCUUUAAUCCGAGCACUCGGGAGGCAGAGGCAGGCGGAUCUCUGUGAGUUCGAGGCCAGCCCGGGCUACAAAGCGAGGGCCCGGAUAGGCUCCAAAGCUACACAGAGAAACCCUGUCUCGAAAAAACAAAAGAAAGAAAGAAAGGACAGUCAUUCAACAAGUUGAAUUUCCACAAGCCAACAAAAUAUAUUCUAAAAGUAACUCAAAAUGUGUCAGGGAUUUAAAUGUAAGGUAGAACACUUAGGAAAAAACAUUCAAGAAUAAUUUUCAGGAGUAAAAACCAAAAUCUACAAGAAAAAAGAGUAGAUAUUUAGACUUCAUCAAAAUUAAAACUUUAUUCUGCAAAAUAUUAAGAAUAGGAAAGGCAAGAAAUAACUUGUAAACUAAGUAAUAAUAUCUGAUCAAUAGAAAAGAUAAUAUGUUCAAAACUCAAAAAUAAACAAUCCCAGUAGAAAAUAAAAAUAGAUAUAAACACUGUCACUAAGGACAGUAAAUAGAAGUAAUUAUGUGAAAAUAUAUUGACCCUCAUAAGUCAUUGGGGAAUACAAAUUAAAACUGCAUUGUGACAUUCUUUAUAGUUAUAAGAAUUGCUAAAGGAAAAAUAGUAAAAAUGCCAAAUAUGUUGAGGAUGCAAACUAGAUUUCUCAUACAGUGACAGGAAUGUAAAAUACAGCUAGUUGCUGGGUAGAAUUUGGAAAUUUUUAUAAAAUUAAGCAUACACUUAACAUGACCUAGCAAUCAUACUAUCUUGGCACAAAAACUUUUUACAUAUUUUUUCUUGGCAGCUUUCUCUGUGAUAGCUGCAAACUAGAAACAACCUAAAUGUUCUGCAGUUGGUAAACCAUUCUUAUCAUGGACUACUACUCUGUAGUAGAAAGGAACACAUUGGUAAUAUCUAUAUAAAUUAGAUGAGCCUUGGGGCAUAUAGUAAAUGAAAAAAGUGAGUCUUAAAAGGUCACUUACUAUAUGGUUGCAUUUCUAGAGCAUUGUUGAAAUGUCAGAAUUAAUGAAAAGGAAGAACAGGUUUCCAGAGUCAGGGACUGGGCUUUGUAUAGCAUACAUAUUGUUAUUAUGGUGUGACAUAAGAGUUCAUUUAGUCUUAAGAAACAAUUUUGUAUCUUAAAUUUAGUGUUGUUAUAAAUCUGUUCCUGUGUUAGCAUUUUAUAGAUUUAUAUACAUAAAAAUCAAUGUAUAUAAAAUCUAGUAGAAGUGAAUAAAGUCUGUAGCUACUUAGCAAUAUAUAUAAUGUUGGUUUUGAAAUUCUAAAGUUGUAGAAGUCCUUACAACUAUGACAAACUGUGUAAAGGGUACAUGGGAUUUUGUACUAUUUUUACAAUUUCUGUUAAGUCUAUAAUUAUUACAAAAUACAAAUUUAAAGGUUUAAAUAA